Monopterus albus (swamp eel) is the source of this 879-nucleotide messenger RNA. RefSeq names its product C-X-C motif chemokine 9-like. The record is from RefSeq and is a predicted model, not a curated record. Gene Ontology annotation, biological process: immune response; chemotaxis; defense response. Gene Ontology annotation, molecular function: chemokine activity. The transcript has 4 exons. NCBI's taxonomy places the organism in Eukaryota, Metazoa, Chordata, Actinopteri, Synbranchiformes, Synbranchidae. Gene Ontology annotation, cellular component: extracellular region. The coding region runs from base 36 to 443 and encodes 135 amino acids.
CAGGAGGCAGUGUCAACUCUAAGCUUGUCUCCAGUAUGAAGCUUUAUCCUCACUCAGUCUAUCAGCUCGCCUUCCUGAGCCUCUGCUGUUUACUGAUCACAGUAAGAGACUCAGACAGUUCAUUUGUCCCGGGAAGAUGUUUGUGUCCAGAGACGCAAGCAGGUAUCAGAGGGCAUCUGAAAGAGCUCACAGUCUUCCCAAAAAGCCCCAGCUGUAACAAAUUCACAGUCAUAGUAACACUGAAGAACAAUCAACAAGUGUGUCUGGAUCCAGAGGGAGCAAUGGGCAAACAGCUCAUUCGCUGCUGGAAAAGAUCUCAUUCGAUGGGUCGUGAUGCAAAGCUGUGCCUGAGGAGGAGGAGGAGAGCGAGAGGUCAGCGUCAGAGGCCUCGACAGAGGAGCCGGGGUCACAGCAGAAAAGCCUCAGCCUUGAAAUCCCAGUAGUCAUUCAGCGUAAACGAUGCAAAGCUUCUUCAAGGACAAACAUGUGCACACACGGACUCUUCCCACGUGGGUGGAUGCCACUGGCCAUUAAAAAAAACAUGGCAACAUGCUACCACUUCUUUCUAUAAACAUCACACAGCUCAACCUAACGCUACCUUUAAUUGCUGUCUGGGCUGCAAAUCAAACUUGUUUUACAACGACAGCAGCUUUCAUGAAACUGACUUAUGUAAUGUUGAAAAUGAAGCCCUGGAGGCUUGUUUUAUACUGUUUUAGCUUUAAGUGGACAAUGUAUUGUUCAUGUACUGUAUAUAGUUCUGUGCAUACAGUUGGAAAAUCUAACAGCAUUUCAUUAUUUAUUUUUGUAUGAAUAUGGACAUUUUUCAGACAGUCUUUUUAAAAUAAACAGGCCUAUGUCAGAAAUAUAGUGUGACUGGGU